GGUGGGAAAGGAGCGUGUCUCUCCUCCAAGGAUGACUUGACGCUGCACGCGCGCUUCUCGGGAUCCUGGAGGAGUCGUAAACAUGAGAAUUUAUACGUAUUUGUCUUAAACACAUUAAUGAGUAAAAAGGUAUAAAGGUAUACAGUUUGUGUGCGUUAAUACUCAAGUAAUUGUCACUGAAAAGAAGAAGUUUGACGUCGUUCUUGCACAGGGGGAAUUUUAGUGACGUCUGAAGAUGGCCUACACUCUGAGCUCAGCCACCGAGGGCCAGACACGAGGUGUGGGACCAAAGCACUGUGUCACACGGGUGGAGCUUUCUGUCACUGCCACCAGUCUUCUAGACCGCGAUGUUGCCUCCAAGUCAGAUCCUUUCUGUGUCCUCUUCCAUGAAGUGGAUGGAAACUGGGCGGAGCUUGGCCGGACUGAAACAGCUGUUAAUAACCUGAACCCAGUUUUUGGAGUGAAGUUCCAGGUGGACUACCACUUUGAAGAGGUCCAGAAGCUUCGCUUUGCCUUGUUUGAUGAAGACAAGUGUGCCACACAACUCUACGAACACGAUUUCUUGGGAGAAUACAUUUGCACGCUUGGAGUGAUUGUAUCCAAUAAGAAACUUCACAGACCAUUGGUCUUGGCUAACGGGAAACCAGCUGGCAAAGGAUCCAUCACAAUAACAGCCCAGGAGCUGUCUGACAACAGAAUCAUCACUUUGACCCUGAGUGGGCGGAAACUGGACAAGAAGGACUUCUUUGGGAAGUCAGACCCCUAUCUGGAGUUUCACAAACAAGGAGAAGAUGAUAAAUGGAUGUUGGUACAUAGGACAGAGGUCAUAAAGAACACCUUAGAUCCUUCUUGGAAAUCUUUUACAGUGCCUCUUGUUUCUCUCUGUAAUGGAGAUGUGGACAGAAACAUCAAGGUCUUGUGUUAUGACUAUGAUAAUGACGGCGGCCAUGACUUCAUUGGAGAAUUUCAGACUACUGUGGCUAAGUUGAGUGAAGCGCAGAACUCAGUGGAGGUGGAAUUUGAAUGCAUCAACCCAAAGAAACAAAAGAAGAAGAAGAACUAUAAGAAUUCUGGAGUUAUAAUCCUGAAAUCUUGUAAGAUUACAAGGGACUACACUUUCCUGGAUUACAUACUGGGAGGAUGCCAGCUCAUGUUUACUGUUGGAAUAGACUUCACAGCCUCCAAUGGAAAUCCUCGAGAGCCUUCUUCCCUCCAUUACAUCAACCCAUUGGGCAGCAACGAGUACCUUGCUGCUAUUUUAGCCGUGGGACAAAUCAUACAAGACUACGACACUGACAAAAUGUUUCCUGCUCUGGGAUUUGGAGCCCAACUUCCACCAGACUGGAAGGUUUCACAUGAAUUUGCCAUCAACUUUAACCCCACAAACCCCUUCUGCUCAGGUGUAGAAGGCAUUGCACAAGCUUACUCUGCUUGUCUACCCCACAUUCGUUUUUACGGGCCAACAAACUUUGCUCCAAUUAUUAACCACGUAGCCCGUUUUGCUGCCCAGGCCCUUCAACAAGAGAAAGCAGCGCAGUACUUCACUCUCCUCAUAAUAACAGACGGCGUCAUCAGCGACAUGGAUGAGACGCGUCAUUCCGUUGUCCAGGCCUCCAAGUUGCCAAUGUCCAUCAUCAUCAUCGGCGUGGGCAACGCAGACUUUGCCGCCAUGGAGUUUUUAGAUGGCGAUGCUAGCGUUUUGAGGUCCAACACGGGCGAGGAGGCUCUUCGAGACAUCGUGCAGUUCGUUCCCUUCCGAGAUUUCCGUAAUGCACCCAAGGAGACCCUCGCCAAGUCAGUCUUGGCCGAGCUGCCUCAGCAGGUCACUCAGUACUUUAAACAGCGAAAUCUACCACCCACCAACACUGCACCAGAGUGAGCACAGCAUCACACAAAAAGGCCACGUUUGACUGUACUAUAGUCCCACUGUUAACAGCCAGUGCAUAUUGAACGUGUGUGUGUGUGUGUGUGUGUGUGUGUGGCUGAUGGCAUCAUACGUGGAAGACAUCUUGUUUUUAUAUUGGAAUGUUUCCGGUUCAAAAAAGGCGAAACUUGGGUGAAAGCAUGUCUGACAAAAAGUGCAAAAGUCAGAGCAACACGCAGGUGAAAGCAACUUAAAGAGAGGACAAUAUUGAAUAUUAACGUACUACUUUUCUGCAUGUGUGUCUCGUGAUUGAUACUGUGUGAUCUCAACGUUGUGGCGUAAAGUCCCCCUCGGACCGAAACGUAUCAGUGGUCACGCGGAUCUUCAGGUAGCAGCUGGGAAUAAGUUUCAUUUGUGUGCUGACGUUUAUUGUGGAUGUCCAACAGGAAGAUGAGCUUCAAUAUGACAACGAUUUAAAAAUCAUGUCAAUCAUUCUGCAUGUCGCCAGUCACUGUUUACAGAGUUAAAACGUUUACAGUGUGCUCAUGGGCACAAAAGCACGUGUGUGUAAUAGAUUUUUUUUUGUAAAUACUUGAAGAUGAUUAUUUUGUCACAAUUAUGUGAAAGAUGCAAGAGAUUACUGAUAUGCAUAUACAGUAUCCAUAUUUAUAUGAUGUGUGAUAACCGCCGUUUUUAAUUGUACUUUCAAGCUGUGCAGAGCUGCGUUCUUAUACUAAUACAAAGUGUAUCGCUAUGUCCGUUAUUUGUACUAAUUGUGUUACUCUUCAUUUUAGAAAGUUGUGUCCAUGUGAACGCUCAGGUAAAUAAACAAAAAC
Entelurus aequoreus (snake pipefish) is the source of this 2700-nucleotide messenger RNA. RefSeq names its product copine II (gene cpne2). Gene Ontology annotation, biological process: cellular response to calcium ion. Lineage: Eukaryota; Metazoa; Chordata; Actinopteri; Syngnathiformes; Syngnathidae. Gene Ontology annotation, molecular function: calcium-dependent phospholipid binding. The record is from RefSeq and is a predicted model, not a curated record. The transcript is spliced from 16 exons. Gene Ontology annotation, cellular component: plasma membrane. The coding region runs from base 236 to 1879 and encodes 547 amino acids.